Molecule: messenger RNA, 678 nt
Organism: Budorcas taxicolor (takin)
Lineage: Eukaryota; Metazoa; Chordata; Mammalia; Artiodactyla; Bovidae
Gene: FOXL3
Product: forkhead box L3
Exons: 3
Coding region: 1-678 (225 amino acids)
Biological process (GO): regulation of transcription by RNA polymerase II; cell differentiation; anatomical structure morphogenesis
Molecular function (GO): DNA-binding transcription factor activity, RNA polymerase II-specific; RNA polymerase II cis-regulatory region sequence-specific DNA binding
Source: RefSeq, a predicted model, not a curated record
AUGUUUGACAGCUCGCAGUAUCCCUACAAUUGUUUCAAUUACGACGCCGACGACUACCCGGCGGGCAGCUCGGACGAGGAAAAGCGGCUCACGCGGCCGGCGUACAGCUACAUCGCGCUGAUCGCCAUGGCCAUCCAGCAGAGCCCGACGGGCAGGGUGACGCUGUCGGGCAUCUACGACUUCAUCGCGCGCCGGUUCCCGUACUACCGCGCCAACCAGCGCGCCUGGCAGAACUCCAUCCGCCACAACCUGUCCCUCAACAGCUGCUUCGUCAAGGUGCCGCGGACCGACGGCCCCGAGAAGGGCAAGGGCAACUACUGGACCUUCGCCGGCGGCUGCGAGUCGCUGCUGGACCUUUUUGAGAACGGCAACUUCCGCCGGCGGCGGCGCCGGCGCGGCCCUAAGGGCGAGGAGGCGAGGGGGGCGCGCGGGAGAGAUGCGGGGGCGCCCCCGGGCCCCCCUGAGCCGGCCAGCGCACGGGGGGCCCCAGGCCCCGGCUGCGAGCCCCUGACCCCGGCCAGCCCUGCCGUCCCGAGGAGCGCCGCGCACGGGGACAUCAAGUUCAGCAUUGACUACAUCCUCUCCGCCCCCGACCCCUCUCCCCGGGGCAGGCCACCCCACGUGCAAGAGGGCAGACACCCCCCGCUGGAGGCCGGCCAGGUGGACCUCGGCCUCUGA